This is a messenger RNA of Penicillium alfredii, 1800 nucleotides long. RefSeq lists its product as uncharacterized. NCBI's taxonomy places the organism in Eukaryota, Fungi, Ascomycota, Eurotiomycetes, Eurotiales, Aspergillaceae. The transcript is spliced from 4 exons. The record is from RefSeq and is a predicted model, not a curated record. Bases 1 to 1800 code for a protein of 599 amino acids.
AUGCCUGCAGCCCGCCGUAAGCGUGGGCCGCAGAAGGAGAAGUCGACCAAGAAACAAAAAGUAAAUGAGCAGCCUACCACUUCGGUGUCUCUGGUCUGGGAUGUGUGGGUAAUCAUCUGCCAGAUGAUGAACCAACCCAAGACAGGAGACAUGUACAAUAUGUCUCUGGUUUCCAAGAGCUUCAAUGCCAUCAUGACUCCGAUCCUGUACAAUUCCCUUAUCCUGGGUCCAGGCCGGUCCUCAGCAGACCCGGAAUCUUCAAAGAAAACUACUCCACAGGUCUUCGAGAAUCUUGUGCGCCGACUGCUGGACGAUUCGAAUGCCCGGUUGAGAAGAUACGUACAGGUGGUCACCGUUCUCAAUUUCGACAGCUGGCUCGCCUCCAGUGCAGAUAUACCAUUCCGAGAUUUCAUCCUGGGCGAUGGAUUUCCAGCGCUACUAUCCCAUCUCCCUAACCUCCGCCUCGUCAGAUUCUUUGGUUCACUACAAAUUGAUGGAUUCCCUCGGGCCAAGAUUCACCCCAAUAUCUGUGACCUUCCGGGAAAACCAGAGAUUCAGCUCCUGGGGGAGAAGGGCGAGUAUGACGAAACACCUCCUCAGCCUCUUUCCUCCGUCUCGACAUUGCAUGCAGAAAUCGACCGGUGCAGUGUGCAUGAAGCUCGCUGUAUAGGUGCUGGUAACCUGCUAUUUGAAUGCCCGAACCUCAGCACCUUGUCGCUCAGUGCCCUCAGCUACUCGCAGCGGACGACGCGUUUCUUUGUCCCGCGUCCCAAUGUGUUUCUGAUCGGCAACCAGUCCUUUCCUCCCAUCAGGGAUUUGACCUUGAACGGUUGGCAGAUCUAUGACGCCGAAUUGUUUCUUUGGCGGGACCGAUUCCCCUGGACCCUUCUCACGUCUCUCUCCCUGGGCCCAGAGCCGACCCAUCAAGUUCUUCGCAUAAUGGCUGGCUACCCCCGAACUCUCAAACAGCUCAAAGUAGAGGCAUAUGCUGGAGAGGGCGAAAGCGCUUGCCUUGCUCUUGCAGAGUUCCUAUCACCUCUAUCCCAGGUCGAAUCUCUGCUGAGCCUGGAGUUGAGGAACUACUUCUGCGACAUGUGGCCCAUUGUCCAGCAUUCGAAACUGGUCAACCUGUGUGUGCACAAUACAGAGCCAUGGACUCCCGGUGAGGCUCGCCGUGUGUUAUCUGUUGAGGACUUGGUACUUCUCGAUGAGCACUGCCCAAAUCUCGAGACACUGGACCUGGAUAUCGACCGCCCUAACGACGAAUGGCCAUGGGAGACCAUUUAUACCCUCGCAACCGGCUUCAAGAACCUGCGCAAACUCUCCCUCCACGUCGAAGUCGGGAUCGCCAACCUGAAGACCCGCCUGGCCCCGGUCUUCAACUACGCCUCAGCAAAAGAGAUUGGCCGGGACUUCUACCGAGAUCGAUGGGAGGCCUCUAAGCACCACCAGGGCAGUCCCUCCCACCCCUCCCCCACCGCUGAAAAGUUCCCGGGCAGGUUCCCUCACCUGGUUCUGUGGAGCGGGGGCUUUCUCUGCCGAAACCCCAAAGUCGAGCCCCGGCGCGCGUGCUUCGAAGAAAACCACACGGCGACCUUCUGGAUCUUCCCGCCUGCAAAUCCCGGGGGAGAGCCCGAGUUUCACCACUUGCAGCGGUGGGAACUCGAUGCAAUCCAGAAGCCGUGCGCCGUGGGCUCGGCUUACUACAAGAGCCUCCAGCGCCGGGUGGAGGCUGUUGUGGAGGGACCUAAGCCGCUGAAGGGAAAAUCAGAGGGAUCUAAGAAGACAAAGAAGGGUUGA